Messenger RNA from Fusarium odoratissimum NRRL 54006, 771 nucleotides. RefSeq lists its product as uncharacterized. Gene Ontology annotation, cellular component: membrane. The transcript has 5 exons. NCBI's taxonomy places the organism in Eukaryota, Fungi, Ascomycota, Sordariomycetes, Hypocreales, Nectriaceae. The coding region runs from base 1 to 771 and encodes 256 amino acids. The record is from RefSeq and is a predicted model, not a curated record.
AUGGAUCAAAUGGGCGGCCAGAAAGCCACUGAUAGUAAGUAUGCAGCUCGAAGAAGAGAAGGAGAAAAUAUCCUCGCUGUAGGGUUUGCCGUUCAAAUACUAUUCCUCAUCCUAUUCAUGGCGAUUUCUGGGAUAUUCCAACAUCGUGCUGCCAAGGGGCUCCCGCUACGAUCUUGCAGCCCAGCCAUCAACUGGCGGAAAUAUCUCCUGGUAAACCAUAUCGCGAACAUGUUUAUUCUUGUCCGAUCCAUUUACCACUUGAUAGGAUAUGGUCAGGGUUAUAAUGGCGAACUACGCUCCACGAAGGCCUACUUUUACGCCUUUGACGCCCUCUUGAUGCUUGUCGUCAGUGUCAUAUUCAACAUCUUCCAUCCGUUAACAUACGUGAAUGAGGCAAAAAACAGAACGGAUUCACAAAUUCCGUUAGCCUAUACGAACGGUGUACCACUUGCCCUGUCGUCGCAGGUCGUCAAUACGAAUCUGGCCGGAUUCCAGGCUGUUGAAAAGGGGCCUAAAGCUGGACCAUGGUAUUUGGAUUUUCAGAACGGUUUCGCAAAAGACAAUAAUGAUACCAAUAUCCGUGGUGAUAUUCGUAAUGGAAUAAUAAGUCCAGAAAGCGGUUCGGUCGAUACAUCUUUUGUCAUUGGCGUAUAUCCAUGGCGCGAAAGUUUAUUGGUUCUUAAAGAUGAGCAUCACAAGUCACGAAACGCCAUUCGGGCAUGGCCAAGGUCAACAACAACCGCCCGUGAACGGCUUAUCAGCCUUGACUAA